Schistosoma spindalis is the source of this 2685-nucleotide messenger RNA. The record is from the annotation of a GenBank genome assembly. NCBI's taxonomy places the organism in Eukaryota, Metazoa, Platyhelminthes, Trematoda, Strigeidida, Schistosomatidae.
AUGUCACCGGUUUCAUCAUUUUCCAACUUUCUUCUUGCUUUAUUAGUUACUGUCUGUUCUGAAAACGAAUGGCAUAUUGGUGUGAUAUAUGAUGAUGUAUUCGAUCAAGUAAAUUAUAAUCUAACUGAUUUGUUCCUGGCACUGAAACCAACACUUGAACACUAUGCUGAUAUUUCUACAAGAAAUUCUACUUUACCUAGAUCUCAAAAAUUCAAAUUUACUAUUGAGAAGUUCUUUAUUAACCAAUUGUGCAACUUCAUAAACCAUGGUGUACAUUUAGUUCUGAGUUUGACAGCAUGUUCAAUAGCUGAAUAUUUAGAAAGUGAGGCAUAUCGUUAUCAUCUACCUCAUGUUGCUAUACCAAGACCUGCAUGCGAAGAGAAACAGACAACAAAAGUUACAGAAACAACAACUAUAUGGAUUCAAACAGAUCCUUUUCGAAUGGCCAAAGCUUUUUUGGAAAUCAGUGAAAUGGAACGAGCUUCACAUGCUCUUAUCUUAGCCGAUGGACUUACUGCUAUUAUCCCAAUCAUAUAUGACAUUACAUUGAGAAGGAAAAUUGAUAAUAAAAGAUUUUACACAGAUUUCUCAACUCAAUUAUUUACAUUAAACAAAUGUAUAAAUUCAUAUAACUCAUUUAAUAAAAUCACAUUAGAUCAAUUUAUUGAAAGUUUGGCGGUAAUUCAAUCAAAUAUUACCAUAACAAAAUCUUAUUUAACGCAUAUAUUUCUAAUUCAUACAAAACCUUAUCAUCAUUUAGAUUACUUUAGAAAAGUUUUGGAGAAAUCUAACAUAACAAAGAACUACUAUUGGAUUUUUAAUGAAAUUCCUGAUGUGCCUAUUAGAGAUCUAUUAAAUCUUAUUGCUUCAUCAAAUGUUGACAAAAUGAAAGUGGGAUUUUUUCGACAAUUUCCUGUGUUAAAUUUUGACGAUCUGUUAAAACAUGAAUUGCAAAAGGGCACUCAGUUAUUGAUUAAAUCUGCAUUGCAUGGAGAAACGCAUAGUUUGCCUGAACGUGUAACUAUUACUGCUUAUAUGAUAAUGAUAAGUAGUCAGAUAGCAACUUUUAUAAAAUCAUUUAACAGUUCAUACUUGAAUCGUAAUGGUCUAAGUUGUCAUCAAAUCAAUCCAAUUGUAGAUGACUUUGGUGGUAGGUUGUUUUAUAACUUUCUAAGUCAUAGGUCUGGGACUAAUAUCUGGAAAUCUUUAUGGUUUUACUCACUUGAAACGUUUGAUGAUGCAAUGAAAAAUUUUAUAUCCACUGCUCAUUACACUCCUGAUGACAAUAUGAAACUUACAAGUAAAGGAAUGAAAAUUAAGCAAAGAAGCUUGGAAAGUGGCCUAUUUCCAACUGUAUUUCAGUCAUUUAAUAAUAAAAUCCUUCGAAUAUCAACAAUUAUCGAUCCUCCAUUUGUUGUGACUGGUCAGGUAAUUGAAAACAGAGAAAUAAUCAACGCUACAGGAUUUGCAAUCGAUAUACUAAAUGAACUGGCUAUGCAUUUCAAUUUUAGUUAUCGUCUUUUCGUACCACAGAAUGGUACGUAUGGCUCACUGGAUGAAAAAGGAGAUUGGGAUGGUAUGAUGGGUGAAUUAGUAAAUGGACGAGUUGAUAUGAUAGCUGCCGGUUUAACAAUCAAUCCAAGAAGAUCAAAUUAUGUGGAAUUUAUUGGUCCUAUUCUUGAAGAUACAGUUGGAAUACUUGUAAAACCAUCGACAGCAAAUUAUCUUUUCUUUCAAAUGUUUCAUUUAUUUCAAAUUAAUGUUUGGAUAGCAAUUACUAGUUCAGUGAUUAUUCUUGGAAUAACAGUUUGGUUAUUCAAUAGGUAUAGUCCAUUCAGUGGAUGGAAUUUACAACUUCCAGAAGCUAACUCAAAUGAAGUAUCUCUUUCUUAUAAUUUAUGGAUUUCACUAAGUUGUAUGCUUUUACAAGGACAAGAAGGUAGAUUAUUCUGUUUUUCGUCACGCACAUUAUGCUUAAUGUAUUGGUUUAUGAUUUUAAUUGUACACGCUAUAUGGCAGGCUGAUUUAACAGCAUUUCUAACAAAAAACAAUCUUGAACUUCCAAUUAGUUCGUUAAAGGACUUAGCACACAAUGAUAAGAUUAUAAUAUUAACUAUGAAAGGAACUAGUACAUACAAUAUGUUUCAGGUCUCAGUAAAUAAUACAUUUUAUGAAUCCAUAUAUAGAAAGCUGGUUGCAAAUCCUGUUAAUGUAUAUAGUACAGGUGAAGCAGUGAAGCUGGUGAUCAAGUUUGAUAAUUAUGUCUAUAUAACUGAAAAAUUAUUUCUUAUGAGUGUACUACAAUCAGAGGAAUGUUCAAAUCUGGAAGUGAUAGAAGAACCUGGGAUUGUAGCCGCUCUUGGAUUCGCUGUGCAACUUGGAAAAGAAUAUGCAAAACCUAUGUCAUCUUAUGUACUAAUCUUAAGAGAGCGAGGCAUAAUCAACAAAUUCAUGGUAAAAUGGAAUAUGACUUCUGAUGUUGAUCCAAUGGAUGUGCAAUACCAAGCUCUGACAAUAUGGAAUGUCGCUGGGGCAUUCAUCGUCACCUCAGUAUUUAUUGGGAUAAGUCUGUUUAUUCUACUCGUUGAAUGUAUAUGGUAUAAAUGGAGAAAUAGAAAAAAUAUAGACACUAACAAUAAUAAUAAUAAUAAUAAUAAUAAUAAUAAUAAUAAUAAUGGUAGAUAA